UCAUCACUCUCUCUCUCUCUCUCUCUCUCUCCUCUCUCUCUCUCCUCUCUGAUAUUUGUUCGCUUCACGCUUCUCUCGGCGUCUUGUGCUCAAAAGUGCAUUUCUUCUUUCUCUGAUUCAAGAUCCCUUCUCUCUCUCUCUCUCUCUCUCUGUGAGUUUGGAAUUUAAGACCAGCGAAACAAUGGUGUACACAAUCUCGGGAAUACGAUUCCCUGCCAUUCCCUCGGUGUACAGGAUUUCUUCGAGCUCGAGCUUCAAUGGCGAUCGCAGGAGCACAAGCCUCUCUCUCUUGUUGAAGAAGAACUCGGUUUCUCGGAAAAUAUUUGCUAGAAAGUCUUCGUAUGAUUCUGAUUCCUCAUCGUUAACGGCGGAUAAAGUUCUAGUCCCCGGCAGUGAGAGUGAGACCUCUGCAUCUUCUACAGAUCAAUUGGAAGCUCCUAGCGAAGUCUCAGAGGACCCUCAGGUACUUGAUGUAGAGAAUUUGAUAAUGGAGGAUGAUGAGGCGGUUGAGGACACAGUUGUCCCCCAAUCCCAGGUGUCUGAUGAUGAUGAUAAAGCUCUGCUUGAAGAGACAUCUGAUCCUUUGGAGGUGGUGGCAAGUACUAAAACAGUUGAGACCACAGAAAUUAAAAGGACAAUUCCACCCCCAGGCGCUGGUAAAAGAAUAUAUGAAAUAGAUCCAGCAUUGAACAGUCACCGUCAACACCUUGAUUAUCGUUAUGGACAGUACAAAAGACUACGUGAGGAAAUUGACAAGUACGAAGGUGGUUUAGAGGCGUUUUCUCGUGGAUAUGAAAAUUUUGGUUUUACACGCAGUGAAGCAGGUAUCACUUAUCGGGAGUGGGCACCUGGAGCGAAGUCAGCAUCACUGAUUGGAGAUUUCAACAAUUGGAAUCCAAAUGCAGAUGUUAUGACCCGGAAUGAGUUUGGUGUCUGGGAGAUCUUUUUGCCAAACAAUGUAGAUGGUUCGCCUGCAAUCCCUCAUGGUUCUCGAGUGAAGAUCCGCAUGGACACUCCUUCUGGCAUCAAAGACUCCAUUCCUGCUUGGAUCAAGUUUUCAGUACAGGCUCCUGGAGAAAUUCCUUUUAAUGGAAUAUACUAUGAUCCACCAGAGAAGGAAAAGUAUGAAUUUAAGCAUCCUCAGCCAAAGAGGCCAAAAUCACUUCGGAUUUAUGAGUCACAUGUCGGAAUGAGUAGCACGGAGCCAGUAAUCAACACAUACGUAAACUUUAGAGAUGAGGUGCUUCCUCGUAUUAAAAGGCUUGGUUAUAAUGCUGUUCAGAUCAUGGCUAUCCAAGAGCACUCUUAUUAUGCUAGUUUUGGGUACCAUGUCACAAAUUUUUUUGCACCAAGUAGCCGCUGUGGAACCCCAGAUGAGCUAAAAUCUCUGAUUGAUAGAGCCCAUGAGCUAGGCCUGCUCGUUCUCAUGGAUAUUGUUCACAGCCACGCAUCAAAUAAUACAUUAGAUGGGCUGAACAUGUUCGAUGGAACUGACACACAUUAUUUCCAUUCUGGUUCACGGGGUUAUCACUGGAUGUGGGAUUCCCGGCUUUUUAAUUAUGGAAGCUGGGAGGUGUUGAGAUUUCUUCUUUCAAAUGCAAGAUGGUGGCUAGAAGAGUACAAGUUUGAUGGUUUCAGAUUUGAUGGUGUGACUUCAAUGAUGUAUACUCACCAUGGAUUGCAGGUAGGAUUUACAGGAAAUUACAAUGAGUACUUCGGAUUGGCAACAGACGUAGAUGCAGUGGUUUAUCUGAUGCUGGUUAAUGAUCUAAUUCAUGGGCUCUAUCCUGAAGCUGUUAGUAUUGGUGAAGAUGUCAGUGGAAUGCCAGCAUUCUGCAUUCCUGUUCAAGAUGGAGGAAUUGGGUUUGAUUAUCGCCUGCAUAUGGCUAUUGCAGAUAAAUGGAUUGAACUUCUCAAGAAGAAAGAUGAAGACUGGAGAGUGGGUGAUAUUGUUUACACACUCACCAACAGAAGAUGGUUGGAAAAAUGCAUUUCUUAUGCUGAAAGCCACGAUCAAGCGCUUGUUGGUGACAAAACAUUAGCAUUCUGGUUGAUGGACAAGGACAUGUAUGACUUCAUGGCUCUUGACCGACCAUCAACCCCCGUUAUAGAUCGUGGAAUAGCGUUACACAAAAUGAUUAGGCUCAUUACUAUGGGACUAGGUGGAGAAGGAUACUUGAAUUUCAUGGGGAAUGAAUUUGGACACCCUGAGUGGAUUGAUUUUCCAAGGGUUGACCAACAUCUUCCCAAUGGUAAAGUAGUUCCUGGGAACAAUUUCAGCUUUGACAAAUGUCGACGUAGAUUUGAUCUUGGGGACGCAAAUUUCCUAAGAUAUCAUGGAAUGCAAGAGUUUGAUCAGGCAAUGCAGCACCUUGAAGAAGCGUACGGUUUCAUGACUUCUGAGCACCAAUAUAUUUCUCGGAAGGAUGAAGGAGACAGGAUCAUCGUCUUUGAAAGGGGAGACCUCGUCUUUGUCUUCAACUUUCAUUGGAGUAACAGUUACUUUGACUACCGAGUUGGCUGCUUAAAGCCAGGAAAAUACAAGAUUGUAUUGGAUUCAGAUGAUCCAUUGUUUGGAGGCUUUAACAGGCUUGAUCACAACGCUGAAUACUUCACUUCUGAUGGAUGGUACGAUGACAGGCCUCAGUCUUUCCUCGUCUAUGCACCAUGCAGGACAGCGGUUGUCUACGCUUUGGUAGACGAUGAUAAGCCAGUCGAAAUUGAAUCCACGAAAGAUGAAAGGUUCAGUACGAUAAUUGGAUCUUCUUCCAACCAUAAGCAAGAAUAGGCAACAGACUAGGUAGGCGACCAAUUUCUCCGGUAGGUGUAUAGUAGAAAUAUUUCAAAUGGUUCAUUUUGUAAUUUCUUAAAUUGCGUGAUGUUGAGUAGUUGGCUAGAUUUUUCAAUCUGUAUAGCACUUACGUAACUAAUUUUGGGAUUUUAUUAAUUUUGGCAUGGUGCUUGCACCUUUUGACUUUUGAUGUCAAUGUUGUUCCAUUAAUUUCUUGGCGUUCUGGUACCA
Messenger RNA from Morus notabilis, 3022 nucleotides. Its product is annotated as 1,4-alpha-glucan-branching enzyme 2-2, chloroplastic/amyloplastic. The record is from RefSeq and is a predicted model, not a curated record. The transcript has 22 exons. Gene Ontology annotation, cellular component: cytoplasm. Gene Ontology annotation, molecular function: hydrolase activity, hydrolyzing O-glycosyl compounds; 1,4-alpha-glucan branching enzyme activity; cation binding. Gene Ontology annotation, biological process: glycogen biosynthetic process; starch metabolic process. NCBI's taxonomy places the organism in Eukaryota, Viridiplantae, Streptophyta, Magnoliopsida, Rosales, Moraceae. Bases 182 to 2788 code for a protein of 868 amino acids.